GCCACCAUUGCGCCUGUAAUAUGAGCUGUGUCGGCCGGCUGAGGUCUGGCUGCUGCAUCCCCCUGGCAGAGUUUGCGCUUGAGGAGGGAGCCGCUUCCCAUCGCUCACACAGACCAGGCGCCAAGUGUAGCAGUCCCGUCCGCAGUCUGCCUCAUCACCUCAAACGGCCGCAAUGCCCUUGGAUACCGCCGCCGCGCUCUGACGAACCCCAUCUCUCAGCGAGGCACCCUGGAUCUUUACUUCUGGACUGUUGUGCGCACUGUCCCGACUCCUCUGCGCUGCGUGAAGCGAAUGGAGAAGGUCCAAGGAUAACAGAGGGUGCAGGAUUGUGCUACUGCAGGAGACCUGCCGGUAGUUCGCUGCCCGGGGGGGCUGCCUGUCUGUCAGAGGCUGUGCUGUCGCAUCCACCUAUUCCAUUCUCUCAAAUCGCCUUGCAUGGAUACAUCAUGGCUACGUUUGUAUGCAGGGUACAGUUCUUAGAUGAUACUGAUCCAUUCAACAGCACCAAUUUCCCCGAGCCCACCAGACCACCUCUGUACACUUUCAGGGAAGAUAUUCCUCUCAUCAAUCAGAUUGCUGGAGUCCACAGGCUGCUGAAAGCCCCACAGAAGGCUGAUGACUGUGCCCUUCAGCUGUCCCACAAUGGAAGCUACCUGGACCUGGAGUCCACCCUGGCAGAACAGAAAGAUGAACUGGAGGGAUUUCAGGAGGAAGGAGGGAGAGGCAAGAAACACGGCAUCAUUCUUCGGACGCAGCUGUCCGUCAGAGUCCAUGCCUGCAUCGAAAAACUCUACAACUCAACUGGGCGAGAGCUACGGAGAGCCCUCUUUUCCCUCAAGCAGAUUUUUCAGGAUGACAAGGACCUGGUGCAUGAGUUUGUGGUGGAAGAAGGACUCACCUGUUUGAUCAAAGUCGGAGCUGAAGCCGACCAGAACUACCAGAAUUACAUCCUCAGGGCCCUCGGUCAGAUAAUGCUGUACGUGGACGGGAUGAACGGCCUCAUAUCUCACAAUGAAACUGUCCAGUGGCUUUACACCCUGGUCGGGUCCAAGUUCCGUCUGGUGGUGAAGACAGCCCUGAAGCUGCUGCUGGUGUUUGUGGAGUACACAGAGUCUAAUGCCGCCCUGCUCAUAAAGGCCGUGAAUGUGGUGGAUGCUAAAAGAGGCACAAAGUUAUGGUCGAACGUUAUGGAGAUCCUGGACGAGAAGGAUGGAGUGGAUACAGAACUGCUGGUGUAUGCGAUGACACUCAUCAAUAAGACUCUGGCAGGCCUCCCAGACCAGGACUCGUACUAUGACAUGGUAGACUGUCUGGAGGAGCAGGGCAUUGAGGCCAUGGCCCAGAGACACCUGAGCAGGAAGGGCACGGACCUCGACCUCGUAGAGCAGUUCAACAUGUAUGAGAUGACUCUCCGCCACGAGGACGGAGAUGAUGAAACGCAGCUGCCGCCGAGUGCCCGCAAGGACCGCCGAAGGGCCAGUGUCGGCGGCACCAAUGAGAGGCGUGGCUUGGAGAGGAGACGCAGCCGCAGACAUUCACUCCAGAACAGCAGAGGCCACGCGUCAGCCCCAGCAUCACCCAGCAGCCCUCACACAUACACAAACAGCUUCCUGCCCUUUGGUGGCCAACGCGUUGAAGACAUCAGUGAAAGUCUUCAGACAGACAUAAACAACUCUCCUACAUCUUACUCUGCUAGAAAGCCCUGCUGGGCUGAAAGAAUCAGUGCCAAUGGCACGCCGUACCCUGGCAGGCACCAGGCCCCUACAUCACCCGUCCAUCGCUUCACUAGUUCAGCAACCUCCGCACCAGACUCCAAACUGGUUGACAGACCUGCGUUGGGAGGCUUGCUGACUUCAUCCUACAGACAGCAUCAGGAGUCUCUGGCUGCAGAGAGAGAGAGGAGGCGCCUGGAAAGAGAAGAACGUCUGCAGAGAAUCGAAAGAGAAGAGAGGAACCGCUUUAAUCGAGAUUCUGUAGACAAGAGGGAAGAAGCACGACAAGCCAGAGAGGAAAGGUACAAGGCUGUGGAGAGGCUCGCUGCUGAGGAGUUCGAGCGAGAGCGUCCCAGAGUGCCGGCGAGAGGACGAACAGAGAUCACUUUGUGUUUGAGUUCCAACCCUGCCAGCCGCACAGCAUCCCGCUGCACCACACCUUCAUCCAUUAUCUCACAGGAAGACGCCGCCGCCGCUGCACAGCAGACGUCAGGAACAGUUGACAUCCCAGAGCCAAACCUUGACCCACAGACCAGGACCAAAAGUCCAGCGCCAGAAUUAACAGUAUCAGAACCUUCCCCCACGCCUCCUUCCGAGCCAGACGAGCAGCAGACUCAAAUAGAGCCGCCUGCAGAGACAGAGGACGUUGUUGAGGCUCAGUCUGAGGAGAAUGUGGUGGCGGAGCCGGUGUCAGACGAACAGUCGGCUAUGGAGAAAGAGGAGAAGAGAGAGCUUGAGGAGCAGAGGCAGUGCACGGAUGAGGCAGUGGUAGAGGAGCAGGUAGAAGAAGUGAAGGUAGGAGACGUGUCAGAGGUGGGAGAGCCCGAUGCGGAGGUGAAUGUCGAGUUAGAGGAGGAGCAGCCGAUGGAAAGGGAUGUAGAAGACAGUGUACUGCUGAGUGAGAAGGAGAGACAGAACGAGGAAGUGAAUGAAAAGGACAACUGCUCCGCAUCCAGCAUCUCCUCCACGAGUAGCACUCUGGAGAGGGAGGAGCGGGAGGAGAAAGUCACCAACGACAUCGAAGCAGGCCAGUGGACCCCGUGCAUUAAAGACACAGAUGUGAAUGACCAGUGCAACAAAAUACUCAACAGCAAGCGCUUCAUGCUGGACAUGCUCUACUCUCAGAAGCCAACCAGCGGCGAUGAAGGGAAUGUAGCAGAAACGGAGAAAGAAACGUGCAAAUGUGAGAAGGACGCGGAGGUCGGUGACUCCUCCGUGGCGAGCUUGGCCAGCAGGAUCUCCACACUGGAGGCCCACAGACAGGCCAGGGAAGAAAAUGUGAAAAAAAUGGAGGUGGGACAUCUCGACAACCAGGGCAGUGUACGAGCCGUGGCAGAGAAGUUUGGGGACUUGGUCAAAGGCCUGACGUCUCCAGCUGAGAUAGAGGCCUUAAAAGAGCAGCAGCAGCAGCAGCAGCAGCAGAGCGACAAAUCAUCAACCGCUGGCACAUCGUCGUCGCCGCCUAAGAAAGAGUCGGACCAUAUCUGGGAUCAGCUGAUGGCCGCGCCCAGGGAGCUGCGGAUCAAAGAGAUGGACUUCACAGACCUGAAGGACGAGGACGACAUGGACAUUUUAGAUAUGGACAGUAUGAUGGGGUCAAGUGACCUGAUUCCACCACCUCCUCCUCCGCCAUGCAGCACUGCCCUGCCACCACCUCCGCCCCUGUUCGGGUGCCCUCCUCCUCCGCCCCUGCUUGGCAAAAUGAUGCCCCCGCCUCCACCGUUCAUGCCCCCCAUCCCUCCGCCGUCCCCUCAGCUGAGUCGUGGGGAGGCGCCUCUCUUCCAGAAGAAGAAGAAGACCAUCCGUCUGUUCUGGAAUGAGGUGCGUCCCACGGACUGGCAGUGUAAGAGCCAUAAAUUCUGUAAGGAGUCCCUCUGGUCCAAACUGGAGCCGAUUAAACUGGACACAUCCAAGAUGGAGCAGCUGUUCGAGUCCAAAUCCAAGGAGCUGCCUGUCACAAAGAAGGCGGCUGUCGAUGGCAAACGACAAGAAAUCAUAGUCCUGGAUUCAAAACGCAGCAACGCUAUAAACAUCGGCUUGACUGUCUUACCUCCGCCCCGCACCAUCAAGACCGCCAUCCUCAACUUUGAUGAGUACGCACUGAACAAGGAAGGCAUCGAGAAAAUCCUGACUAUGAUCCCCACAGAGGAGGAGAAGCAGAGGAUCCAGGAGGCUCAGCUGGUCAACCCUGAUAUCCCCCUGGGCAGCGCUGAGCAGUUCCUUCUCACCCUCUCGUCCAUCACAGAGCUGUCUGCUCGCCUGCAGCUGUGGGCAUUCAAGAUGGACUAUGAGCUUGUUGAGAAGGAGGUGGCCGAGCCUCUGCAGGACUUGAAGGAAGGGAUGGACCAGUUAGAGAAAAACAAGACACUCCGCUACAUCUUGACCACGUUGCUCGCAAUAGGCAACUUCCUCAACAGCACCAACGCUAAAGGCUUUGAGCUCAGCUACUUAGAGAAAGUCCCGGAGGUGAAGGACACGGUUCACAAGCAGUCGCUGCUGCACCACGUCUGCUCCAUCGUGGUGGAGAAGUUCCCAGACAGCACUGACCUCUACUCUGAGAUAGGAGCCGUCACCCGCCUGACCAAGGUGGACUUUGAUCAGCUCCAAGACAAUCUGGCCCAGAUGGAGCGAAGGUGCAAAGCAUCAUGGGAUCACCUCAAGGUCAUCGCGAAACAUGAGAUGAAACCGGCGUUGAAACAAAAAAUGUCCGACUUCCUCAAAGACUGUGCCGAGAGGAUCAUCAUUCUGAAGAUAGUACAUCGAAGGAUAAUCAACAGGUUUCAUGCCUUUCUUCUGUUCCUCGGCCAUCCGGUAUACGCGGUACGUGAGGUCAGCAUUCAUCGCUUUAGCAAGAUCCUGAGCGAAUUUGCCCUGGAGUAUCGCACAACGAGAGAGCGCGUGCUGCAACAGAAACAGAAGAGGGCCAACCACCGAGAGAGGAACAAGACCAGGGGAAAAAUGAUAACAGAUAGUGAGGAUGACGAUGACAGUGAGAGCGGUAAAUUUGGCGGUGCCCCGUCAGAAGCACAGGAGAGCCAGCCUCAGGGUAUCCAGUAUGCUGAAGAUGCAGCUGAACAUGAGAACAUGAAGGCCGUGCUGAAGAGCAGCCUGCAGGGCGGAGAGAGCGGGGCGUCCACGGUGCCCGGCCUCCGCACACGCACCAGAGCCAGCAGCACCCGAGGGCGUGUUCCCCCGUGGUGUUCUGCCAAUGACGACCCAGUGAACUGCACAGAUGACACAGCUGAUGAGAUCAUGGAGAGGAUCGUUAGGUCAGCCACUCAGGGGCCCAGCCAGCGGACGCAACCACGGGAGAGGAGACGAUCCCGAGCCAAUCGAAAAUCAUUGAGGAGGACACUGAAGAACGGUUUGACGACAGAGGAGGCAAACGCUCUCGGCUUGUCCAGCGGCUCAGAGAUGCAGGUGUGAGCCGGACACGAGGACGUCUGGAAGCCCUUUCACUGCCCCUCCAACCUGGCAACCCACUCCACUCUAAGCUUGGCUCUAAAACCCCCCCUUCCCCUCAGCUUUGAUGAGUUGACCUCAUCUUCAUGCUUGAUACGAGUGCUUCCUGAAGAGAGUGGACAAAAAGAAAGCAGAUUUUAAUCUUGAACUUGAGCGCUGCGUUCAAACCACUAAGCUUUGCUGUCGCUGGAUAACGUCGAUGACCUGCACUCACAAGGCUUAAUCACAAUCAUCCUACGGACGCGACAUAGCACAGAAACACCCGCGUAAAAGUGUGUUUUAUAAAGCUGAGGGCAUGAGAAGAGUUGGCCGUGUGUGUUCUCCAGCCCCCGUGGCCUUGACUGAAUCCAAAGGGCUAGAAGUGUGGUACAGACACUAAACUCACCACGGGUUUAGUGUCAGCCCUGAAGCUUUAGCGGUAAAUUGAAUCGAAAGAAAAAAAUUUUAUCUAUUGAAUAGAUGGCUUUGUGCAGAAGGUUAUUCUGUUAUAUACUACUGUGGUAGUUUUGUGUUUCUUUUCAUUUUGCUCAAGAAGGUGCUCAAAUAAGGAACAAUUGCACUGGAUGUAAAAGUUGGGUAUCAAUGGAAUGUGAAAUCCUUGACACUGAUGAACCACUCUGACAUCUGAAUCUGAAAAUACACUCAAUGGAUGAACCAGCAAAUCAACAGUAGCACAGUUUUUAACGUCUAAUCAGAGUGGACAGACACGAGGCAGAUGUGCAUCUCAAGCUUUGUUAGUUGACUGGAAUUUAUCUGAGAAACAUUUUUGUAGUAACCAUCGCAAUCUAAAGUUCACGUACUGUGGGGUGAGACCGAUGACGCCACUAGUUUCAGACACCAUGCAAACAUUUUUCAGCUUUAAAACACACGUAGGCAAAUUGCAUCACGCGACCCACCCUCGCAAGUCGGGUUUAGAAGAAAGCGGGCGCUGCGUUACAGGUGCGCAACCUUCGUAGAGUUAUGUGGUUAUUAUUUUCUAGAAAAAACUAUGAGCUGCACAUUUCAGAGUGCCUUUCAAAGACAGUUAUUUAUUAAGACGUUUUCAGGGACAUAUAAUCAAGAAAAUGUUACUACAGAUGUGCAGCCUGUGAGGGGAGAGAGGGGAUAAUAUUGCAAUGUGCAUCACUCACGAGCUGUGAUUUAUGUUUAACCAGUGUUUUUAAACUUGUUCUAGCGAAGUUUCUGUUCUGUUUUUUCUUUUUUUUUCCCCUUCCUUGUCCGUGCUACAUCUCGUUAUGAAAAUAGCUUUAAAAGUAUUUAUGACAACUUAGGGAUUGGUUAUGCACAUUAGCUGGAUCCUGUUGCCUUACUGUAGAACACGGACACACAUUGUCCCGCUCAAGUCCAGAUUUAGAUACAAGGAGUUAAAAAUAGAUGAGGCCAUGUUAAAUGUAUAGCUCAGCUGGCAUCACUGGAGAUCUCGCUUUGUAUUCCUUCACUCUCUAACUAUGAAUGUGAACAUCAGGGGUUUCAUGAUAAUUAGUAAUAGGGACGCACAUAAAAUCUCCAUUAUUUAUCUAUUUUAAAACAUGUGAAAAGAAGGGAGCACGGUGUUAAGACUUUAAUUAUGUAGGUCUGUUUUUGAACUAACGAUGAGCUCAUUUGCUAUUAAAUCAUUUGGAAUGGCCUCGGCUAAAAUUUCUAACACACAUAACUUCAGUUUAUAUCACGGAGAGGGUAAAACUUGCAAACGUUCACUGUGACGGAAACAUAGCCAUUGAGAGAAACAAGAAUCUAGUGCAACAUCAUGAUAAAGCUACAUAAAACCACACCAGCAGUACAUGUUUUUUUGUUUAGACUUUACUGAAAUCUAUUCAGCACCUUAGACUCAAUGUGUAGCAUGCAACUUAGUAGUUACAGCAGGAGGAGGAUGAGGAGCUCUUUGUGUUUCCCAGAUUGUACUGAUUUGUGUCAAAAACCAGACAGAGUAGAUGUGUAAAGUAGAAGAGUGGGGGAAUGCUGUAAAAUGAUGUACAUGUCAUGACAAUGUCUUUGUGUUCUUGUGUUGUUUCUGGGUUUUUUUUUGGCUCCAUGUGUAGAAUAGUGUAUUAUAGACUAAAAGCAGUAUUAUUCUAAAUAUAAUUUAAGCAAACCAAGCCAUGCAUGGUUUAAAAGUCGUCACUUCUGCUUGAGACAAAGGGGAGGUUCACUUUGGUUUCUCAGAGCUGUAGGGUCUGCGUGCGUGUUAUUAACCCUUUUUACUUCACAGCAAACAAAUGUGGUGAAACACAGCAAUGAAAUUCACCAGCUAAUCCUGUGGAAUCCCUUAGAAGCCUCUGAUUUCAUUGCACUCAAUGUUUUUUUUGUUUUUCCUUUUAAUUUAACAUUAGCUCACCACACACACACAUUUGCUGCCUGUGCCAUAACAUCACUGUGGAACUUGGACACAAGUGCUAUACAAACAAGGCUUCUAUUGCGUCUUUGCCCACAGCAAAAAGUAUGUAACAACUACAAUAAAAUGGCUCAUUAAAACAU
Acanthopagrus latus (yellowfin seabream) is the source of this 7649-nucleotide messenger RNA. RefSeq names its product formin homology 2 domain containing 3b (gene fhod3b). Gene Ontology annotation, cellular component: cytoplasm; cytoskeleton. The coding region runs from base 21 to 5138 and encodes 1705 amino acids. Lineage: Eukaryota; Metazoa; Chordata; Actinopteri; Spariformes; Sparidae. Gene Ontology annotation, molecular function: actin filament binding. The record is from RefSeq and is a predicted model, not a curated record. Gene Ontology annotation, biological process: sarcomere organization; cortical actin cytoskeleton organization; cardiac myofibril assembly. The transcript has 27 exons.